Molecule: messenger RNA, 1115 nt
Organism: Gigantopelta aegis
Lineage: Eukaryota; Metazoa; Mollusca; Gastropoda; Neomphalida; Peltospiridae
Exons: 2
Coding region: 86-493 (135 amino acids)
Source: RefSeq, a predicted model, not a curated record
AGGUCUCAGCUCUGCAUCAAAGUCCAUACACAGAUGGUGCGGAUUGGUAUCCACCUCGCCUGUGUAUAGCAGUUCUGGUUCAGAUAUGCUUGUUAAGUUCCACACAGACAGUACCAACUCACUCACCGGUUUCCGAAUGAAGUAUAGCAAUAGACUUCACAUGCAUUAUGACGAGGACGAAUCUAAAGGCAGGUUUGUUGGAAUCGUCAUCGGCUCUGGCGCUGGCAUUUUCGCUCUGCUUGUGCUGGUCGCUGGCGUCAUCUCGUACAACAGACGAAAUUCGAGAACGUCUCGUGCGUCGCCGCCUCGCGCCAGUAUGAGCAACUUCCCGCCACGCGGCGGAGAGGAGCCACCACAGCACAUAUUCAUGGUGACCCAGAGUUCCGGUAUUACAGGACACGACAACCCACUUAUGUUUGCCCAACCACCGCCCUACAGCGAAGUGGUCACACACCCGGAGUGGAUAAUGCAUACGCAAUCUCCACUGCCAUAAGAAGACGGAGGCAAUUUCAAUGCAGCCGCGGGCCACAACUCGAAUUUGGGCAUGGGAGACAAUUCCAAUUCUAAUUUAACCACGCAAGGCAACUCAAAUUUGGCCCUGGGUGGCAACUCGAAUUUAAACAUGGCAGCCAGUCCGAAUGCCAUUUCAGCGGUAUCUACUUCAGGAGACAUGGAGGAUAUAAGAGAUAAUACCAAUUCUGACCAAGCAUGUAAUGACAAAACAGAAACCUGCAGCAGACAGGGUGAUGCAUCAAUCAGUUACUCACACACAUAGUUCACAAAGACGGAGACUUGGUGUGAAUCUUAAUUUGUAUCUGUUCGUUAGUGCUUCAAGAAGCUAAUUCACCUAUUUCUAGCUAUAUUACCUUAAUACUUAUUUUAAAAUACCACUAUUUAUAUAUUAAUCCCUUUUGUACCAGAGUUUCACUCGCUUAUGGUUGCUUUAGCGCUACAGGGCAGCAUUAAUCUGUCAUCUAUACAUUUAUCGUCCAUUAAAGGCUUUUGUAGGAGAUAUCGCUGGCACUAUAAUUUGAGAUAUCUCCUGCGAUAUUCUCCUAGGAGAUAUCGCUUCUUAUAAUCUUGAUUGGUCAAAUUUUAAUGACAAGACAUUACUU